AAUAAAAUAAUAAAAUAAAAUAAAAUAAAAUAAUAAAAUAAAUAGAUAAAUAGAUAAAUAAAUAAAAUAAUAAAAUAAAUAAAAUAAAAUAAAUAAUUUAAGCCCUACACCAAAAAUAAGCCCCAAUGAAGAGGCGUGGCCAGUACAGGAUGCAGCCCUUCCCUUCCCUGGUCACCUCAUGGAGGUUUGGCCUCUUAAUUCCAGCCCUAUGGAUCAGCUGAGCUAGUGAGGGCUGGGAGCUGCCUCUCAUUUUGUCUUGCCUGGAGUUCAGGUUUUGCUCAGGCUGCUACUAUGAUGUGGCAGAAAGCCAUGCGGUGCAUCAGAAUAGGCCCCCACCCCCCCACCCCUGCUCAACUGCUGGACCUGUUUUACCUGCUGCUGCUGGCCUCAGCCUCCUGGCUGUGCUGCUCUCAGUAGCCCUGCUGGGCUGCUCCUGGCUGUGUGGCAAUUUGGCCCAGAUUUCCAGAGCAUCUUCCCUGCUGCCAGCCUGCCAGGGCCCCCUUUGGCAGCGGUUGUGCUGCCCUGUGUGAGCUCCAUGGUGGUGUUUCAGUGAUACGGAGGAGGGAGGGGGAGAUCGCCCCUUCCUCCUUUGCACCCCAAAACACCAUCUUCCCUGGCUGCCGAGUCCCUGGCCUGCACCCCUCUUGCGGAGCAAGAUGUGCAACUCGAUGUUAUCUGUGGAGGCCUCUCAGUGCAAUGCUCUGCUGCAGUUUCAAAGGAAACCUCUGCCUUCCCUGCACAGGAUUGCAAGGCUGGAGGCUUCAGAGGGAUCAUUUUUGGGAUGUGCAUCUGUGCAGGGUUCCCCAUGGAAAGGACGAUUGGCAGGAAAAUGGGGGGGGGGAUUUUCCUGCUGAUUUUCCAGCCCAGCAGGCCGGCCAAGAGCAGCGCUGCCAGGAGGGUGAAGAGCCCCCAUGAGGCCAGCAGCAGCAUGGGCAGCUGCAGACAGCCCGCCAUGGCUGAGAAGUGUCUCAGCAGUAGCUGAGCUAGCAGGCAGGGCAGGUGGAGGCCAGGGCAUGCCAAAAGCUUGGCCCAUUGCAGCCACAGGCAAGCAGACAGUGGGACGGAGAGGGUGGAGCCAGUGGUAACUGUGCUCCCACUCCUGUUGGCCCCCUGCUCUUUGCCUCCUGCACAUCAAAAAAAUAAGACCUCCCUGAAAAUAAUCCCAAGUGCUUAUUUUCAAGCCCAAAAGAAAAUAAGACCGGGUCUUAUUUUUGGGGAAACACAGUAGUCCUCAGGUUGCAAGCACUCAUUCAGUAACUGUUCAAAGUUAUGGUGGCACUGAAUGAGUAGUACUUAUGACUGGUCCUCAAAAUUCUGGCCAUUGCAGCACCCAUACAGUCACAUCAUCAUGUUUGGGUUCACACUUAGGACCAUUGCAGCCUCCCCUGAUUGUCAUUUGCACCAUUCCCUGUCAGCCUCUCACAAGUAAUGUGAAUUGGCAAGCUGGAAGGGAAAGUUGUAAAUUACUCCUGUUGCUUUUUCUCCCAAGGACCCUCCUAGAGAGUACAAUAUCAAGCACCUCCCCCAAAUCAUCCUGCUUGUGCUGUGUAGCAAUCAUCCACAACCCUGCUGACCUGCCUGCAGUCCCCCAUUAUCCAUAGCAUCUGCCCAUGACCCCCAAUGGAGUGUACAUGACCUCUGCCAAUCUGCUUAUGCUCCAAAGAGCCUGCCACCAACAACCUAUUUGCACCACCCACAGCCAGGCUGGCUUCCCUGCCCUUGUGGACUUCGGGUUGCUACACAUUGCUUAGCAAUGGAAAUUCAAGAUCCAAUUGUUAUUGUAACAUGAGGACUGCCUAUAGGUAUUUUUUAGCAUAUAAAUUGAUAGAUAAAAUAUUGAAAAUAGUCAUUUUCAAUUUGAUAAGGAGACUAUUAAUUAAUCUGUCAUUUCCAGUUUGUGGCUCUUGGAAUUCUUUGCUUUUACAUUGAGCAUUGAUUUUUUUUGAUGUGGAGACAAAAGCUGUCUUUCUAAAAGACAUACAUUCUCUUAUUAGGUGAUACUAUCAAUAAGGAGGAUCUGUACUUUUAACUCAUCUUUUUUGUAAUUUAUGAAUGCACCUCUGAUAAAGGUAAGGGAUGGAAAGGUGGGGAGAAUUUUAAAAAAUUGUGAAUGGGCUUCUGGUUGGCUACAUUUAUGUAUUUAGUUAAAUGAAUGUGCCAGCUUACUUACUUUCUAUUCUUGAUUCUCUCUGCUAGCCCGAGGAGAUGACAAGAUUGAGAAGCAUGAAUAGGCAGCUCCAGAUAAAUGUAGACUGUACUCAGAAAGAAAUUGACCUCCUUCAGUCUAGAGGAAACUUUGACCUGAAAGCCAUGAAUAAUUUUUAUGAUAAUAUAGAGCCUGGUCCUGUUGUGCCGCCAAAGCCAUGUAAAAAAGGAGAGAGAAUGUCAUCCUUACCCCUGGGGGGAAGCUGUGAAGAGGAUGGUGGCCACAACAGAGAAGGCACAAUUCCUAGGUCCCACAAGAUGACAGCAGUUAAUGACCAUCAAAAUAGUUCCAAGCAAGUUCUGCGAUCACAGCCAAGAGAUGAGGACUUUGAAGGAGCUCCAUGGAAUUGUGACAGCUGUACUUUCUUGAAUCACCCAGCACUGAAUCGUUGUGAGCAAUGUGAAAUGCCGCGUGUUACAGGUAUGCAGACAAACUAUGAAGAAUCAGAGCUGAUCUGGCCAGAGCAAGCUGGAAAACAAGAGCUCCCUAUGUUUCCAGACUGUAAAACUGAAAAAGGGGGAAUCAAAGAACAGAAAAGGAUAAUCUGA
This is a messenger RNA of Pantherophis guttatus, 2754 nucleotides long. The record is from RefSeq and is a predicted model, not a curated record. Lineage: Eukaryota; Metazoa; Chordata; Lepidosauria; Squamata; Colubridae.